UGGGGGCAAUCAUGGUGCCGCUGGGGAGGGGAGAAGCUGCUGCUGCCGCCGUUGCCGGGAGCCGCGGAGGUCAUUAUCUUUCCAUUUCUCACAAUUGGGCUGAGCACGAUUGAACCAUGGGGGAGCACAGUCCAGACGACAACAUCAUCUAUUUUGAGGCAGAGGAAGAUGAGCUGACCCCUGAUGACAAGAUGCUCAGGUUUGUGGAUAAAAACGGACUGGUGCCUUCCUCAUCUGGAACUGUAUAUGAUAGGACCACUGUUCUUAUUGAGCAGGACCCUGGCACUUUGGAGGAUGAAGAUGACGAUGGACAGUGCGGAGAACACUUGCCUUUUCUAGUAGGGGGUGAAGAGGGUUUUCAUCUAAUAGAUCAUGAAGCAAUGUCCCAGGGUUACGUGCAACACAUUAUCUCACCAGAUCAAAUUCAUUUGACAAUAAACCCUGGGUCCACACCCAUGCCAAGAAAUAUCGAAGGUGCAACCCUUACUCUGCAGUCGGAAUGUCCAGAAACAAAACGUAAAGAAGUAAAGCGGUACCAGUGCACCUUUGAGGGCUGUCCCCGCACCUACAGCACAGCAGGCAACCUGCGCACCCACCAGAAGACUCACCGAGGAGAGUACACCUUUGUCUGUAAUCAGGAGGGCUGUGGCAAAGCCUUCCUUACCUCUUACAGCCUCAGGAUCCACGUGCGAGUGCACACGAAGGAGAAGCCAUUUGAGUGCGAUGUGCAGGGCUGUGAGAAGGCGUUCAACACACUGUACAGGCUGAAAGCACAUCAGAGGCUUCAUACAGGGAAAACGUUUAACUGUGAAUCUCAAGGCUGCAGCAAAUACUUCACCACGCUCAGUGAUCUGAGGAAGCACAUUCGAACCCAUACAGGAGAAAAGCCAUUUCGGUGCGAUCAUGAUGGCUGUGGAAAAGCAUUUGCAGCAAGCCACCACCUUAAAACUCAUGUCCGCACACAUACUGGUGAAAGACCUUUCUUCUGUCCUAGUAAUGGCUGUGAGAAAACAUUCAGCACUCAGUACAGUCUCAAAAGUCACAUGAAAGGUCACGAUAACAAAGGACAUUCGUACAGUGCACUUCCACAACACAAUGGAUCAGAGGAUACAAAUCACUCACUUUGUCUGAGUGACUUGAGUCUUCUGUCCACAGAUUCUGAAUUGCGAGAAAAUUCCAAUACAACGCAGGGCCAGGACCUCAGCACAAUUUCACCAGCAAUCAUCUUUGAAUCAAUGUUCCAGAAUUCAGACGAUACGGCAAUUCAGGAAGAUCCUCAACAGACAGCUGCCUUGAUUGAAAGUUUUAAUGGUGAUGCAGAGUCAGUCAGUGAUGUUCCGCCAUCCACAGGAAAUUCAGCAUCUUUAUCUCUUCCACUUGUACUGCAGCCUGGCAUCUCCGAGCCACCCCAGCCUCUACUACCAGCCUCAACUCCGUCUGCUCCUCCACCUGCUCCCUCCCUAGGAACUGGUUCCCAGCAAGCUGCAUUUGGCAACCCCCCUGCUCUCUUACAACCUCCAGAAGUGCCUGUUCCCCACAGCACACAGUUUGCUGCUAAUCAUCAAGAGUUUCUUCCACACCCUCAGGCACCACAGCCCAUCGUACCAGGACUUUCUGUCGUUGCUGGGGCUUCUGCAGCAGCGGUGGCAUCAGCCGCGGCAACACCAGCCCCACCACAAAGUACUACUGAGCCCCUGCCAGCCAUGGUCCAGACUCUGCCCCUGGGUGCCAACUCUGUCCUAACUAAUAAUCCCACUAUAACCAUCACCCCAACUCCCAACACGGCUAUCCUGCAGUCCAGCCUAGUCAUGGGAGAACAGAACUUACAAUGGAUAUUAAAUGGUGCCACCAGUUCACCACAGAACCAGGAACAAAUUCAGCAAGCAUCUAAAGUUGAGAAGGUGUUUUUUACCACUGCAGUACCAGUAGCCAGUAGCACAGGGAGCUCUGUACAGCAGAUUGGCCUCAGUGUUCCUGUGAUCAUCAUCAAACAAGAGGAAGCAUGUCAGUGUCAGUGUGCAUGCCGGGACUCUGCAAAGGAGCGGGCGUCUGGCAGGAGAAAGGGCUGUUCUUCCCCACCCCCUCCAGAACCAAACCCCCAACCUCCUGAUGGGCCCAGCCUGCAGCUACCACCACAGACUUUUUCCUCACCCUCUGCCCCACUGUCAUCAUCCUCCACCGUACUCUCUUCCCGUGAGCAAAGCAGACAAACAGAGACUCCUUCAGACCCUCAGACAGAAACAUUAAGUGCCAUGGAUAUGUCAGAGUUUCUGUCCCUCCACAGCCUGGAUACCCCAUCCAAUCUGAUUCCCAUUGAAGCACUACUGCAAGGGGAGGAGGAGAUGGGCCUGGCCAGCAGCUUCUCCAAGUGACGUGCCCGUGUGUGCUCACCUGCAGAAGAGAGGGGAGCAGGAGGCAUGAGGGGUGAUGCCUGCCAUCAUGGGCUCAGAAACUUGAAGGAUGAAGAAAUCUACUGUUUGAAAUCCUCACCUUUCAGAUGUAUUUUCUUUAUUCACAUCCCAGGAGCAUCCAUUUUAAGGAACUGAUCUUUGGAAAAAAAAAAACAAAAAAACAAACAAAAAAAAAGCUAAGUUAUAAAUGAACUGUUUGGCUGCACUGUAUGUCACUUUUGCUUAUUGUCAUGUGAACUUGGAAAUUAAGGUUACUCGUAUGCAUAAAAAUUCUGAAUGAAAGGGUGUGGUUUCCAUCAAUCUGAUACUGCCCUUCACUGGCACUGGGGUCUUUGUGGAUCGGGCAGGAGAGUUUAGUGUGUCGGGUGUUGCUCCUCCCAGUGUGUCUUUUUUGAAUCUGAGGCUGACGCUUGCUCGGAAGGCCAGACUCUCGCUCCAUCAAAGAGGCAGCGGCAAAGGCCAGUGAAAUGGCCAUGAGUUGAAUAGAGUUUGGGUGUGAUGGUGGUGGUGUUUGCGCUUGGCGUUGGUGGAGCUCAGGUGGGUAGGGAGGGAUCACCUAUAGCCUGCUUCAGCACAAAUGGCCACCUUAGGGCUUGGCCCGCAGGCUGUGGAGCUGAUCUGGUUCUGCAGGGGCCCUCAGCAAGUCGUUGACUGCUGUCUGUGGGUGAAGUGUGUGCAGAGCAGGCUCUAGCAACAUCAUCACAGACUUUGCCUUCCUGGCUCUUUCUGUCUUUCAGUUGUUUGCCAAAGCUUGCAGAUUGCAGUGAAUAUUCCUUGGAGAACAUCCCUGUUUUGUCCUAGAGUGAACAUGUGGCUUAUGGCCAGUUGCUGGUUGGUAGUCUGCCUUCCUUUUAAUGGUAUUUUCUUCCUCAGAGCAGAAGGGCUGCAUUGUGCUUAUCAGGAAAAGGUGCAGAUUUAAGGGAAUAUGUAUGAGGUGGCAUGUAAUUGGCAGACCAGGUGUCCUGGAUCCAAGUUCUAGCCCGGCUUUUGGUCACCCCCUUCCAUCUCUGCCCUUCACCCCUCUGGAUUUUGCAUACAGCAUAGUACAGUGCAAACAAGGAUGUGAUUUGCUCAGCUUAUUCAUGUGAUUUCUAAACAAAAAGAAAAAAGAAAAAGCAAAAAACAAAAACGAUGAUCUUCUACUCAGGGUAAAACAAAACAAAAAAUUCCCCUUCCACCAAAAAGCCUGAAAUGUUGCAAUAAGUUAUCUCAUUUGGAAUGUUUCAUUAAGUUGUGUUAUAGAAAAUUUUUUUUUGAUUUGUGUAUAGAAUUAAAUCCAUCUGUCUGCCUUUGGCUCCAAGUCAUUGCCUCUUAAAAUAAAACAUAAAAUACAAUCCACACUAGAAUGGAAAUUAAUGUAGUCAUGAGUGCUCACCAAGCUCAGGAGCCAGGCAUGGCCCAGGGUGUGGAUAGGCCUCUGCCUCCCAGGAACCCUUUCCCUUCCUCGAGCAAGGAGCAGCAUUCCACAAACAAGGCUGCUUUUCCGAGUCAACGGUGUCAGGCAGAAAGCAGCCGUAAUUUUGCCUUGCAUUUCCACUCCCUAAUGUAAAGAGAUCGCUAUUGGUCACUCUCCUAUCCUCUUAGCCAUUACUCAGGGCCAGCCAAGAUAGUAUCCAAAGCAGAUAAUUUACAUUGGAGCCAGAGACCCUGCCUUUUGCCAGGAUGUUCAGGGACAGACUUGGACAAGAGGGUAGUGGUGGUAAAUGCUGUUACUGCCAUGAGGACUACAAGCAGCUGAUUUCUCUUUCCAGAAUUCUAGCCAGGAGAAUUGAUUCCUUUUUAACCUUCUGCACUUGCCCUCCCCAAAAGGCUGCAAGUUUUGGUGACUGUUGACCUCAGCAGAAGUCAAUAAGGCAGGAGGAAUCUGUUACUAUGGUGGGUUAGUCCUCCUGGAAAACCAACUGCUGAGCAUGGGUUGUCCUUGGCUGUCUCUGGGCCUUGCACCCAUAGGAAGCUUCGAGGUAGGGCCCUUGCUGUUUACUCACCAACUUCUGAGCGAGCAGUGGAUGGGACCCCAAAGUUAGUUUGUAUCAGAGGCAGUAAUGACCUUCCCACAUGCCCACCCUGUGAACACCUGGGAUUUGUGUUCCCUGGGAGUUGAGGUGGGAAAUAGGAGCCCAGGGAAGGACAUUUGAAGCAUCCAUGGUUUAAAUAUUGCUUCUUCCUGGUUAGGCAGGGCUGUGCUCUUGUUGGGCCCUACACAGGUCAGCAAUUUUUCCACUCUCCAAAGAUUGGGGGUGAUGAGGAAGCAUCUUAAAACAGUGUUUAGGCUGACAGAGUUUUCUAGUUGAAGAAGUUGAAGUAUCUGCCUUUUGAGGGUGAUUUUAGAUUACAAGAGAGACUGUCAGAUCCAGUCAGCUUUUGAAAAAUCCAGAAUGUGCUUAAAAUGCUAGUGAGUGGUUGUGAAGAGCAGGUUUAUUCCACAGGGUAGGCAGUCUUUCCUUCCAUCCGCUUCCAUCUUUCCCGCUCCAUCCUUCCAUAAGCCUGGCUUCUAGUGCGAAGGGCCUUGAAGAAGAGAGGUCCUCUGGCUAAAUUGGAGCCAGAAAGAACUUUCAUAGAGAGUGUAGUUUCCCACACCUGGAAGUGAACCUAGGGAGAGGUUAGGAGGGUCUGCAGGAUUCUAGCAGGUGAUCUCAAGCCUUUUUUUCUUCCCAUGGUAACCGUAACCAUUUUCACCCUGCAUAUUUAUACUUCCAGCUCCUACUGGCAUUUCCAGUUAGACUGCCCCUUUAAAUAGUGCUAGUUAGCACCAGGGAUUGGAGUUCUUGGGCUUAGGAAGUGGUAUGAAACUUUGGCUGGCACCACCAAACUGCCUUAGUGAAUUUGGCCAGGCAGGUGGGUGGGACAUUGAGAGAGAGAAUGGCCCAGUCUUUCCUGGCAGGGUCUGGCCAGUCUCAUGGGGGUACCACUGGUUUGGUGAUAGGAGGGGUAUCAUUUAUUGAAUUCCACCUCCCUUUAGAAGGAGAUCAUGGUACAAAGCCCUGAAGGGGCCUUAAGAUGUGAAGACCUCUCUGGGUAGAAGUUAAGGGGCUUCUUUUCACCACCUCUGGGAGAGUGGGUAGAUUGGAGAGUUUUAUUUUCAGGGUCAAGGCAGUGGACUGAUGGGUAUAAUAGAGGGUGGGUGGGUUUUCCUGAGAGACUCUGUAUAAUGAUGAAUGUGUCCAGAGGGACAAGUUUGCAGAACCUCAUACUAGUAUAUUAAAGAAAUAAUAAAAUAAAAAAGCACUUUAGGUUAUUUUAUCUUUAACCCAAUUGCUGCAAUUUCUUUUGUGUAUAUAUAUAUAUACGUAUAUAUACUUUCCACAAAGUUUUAUUUUUUGCUCAGAAUAAAAAGUUAAAUUGAGGUGUGAGAAGAAAAGCACUUACCUUGGUGCAAUAUGUGUAGCUUGACGGUCGUUGUCCCAUGUGGCCCUGGCCUGGCCGCGUUUUUCUGCUCUGUCAGCCCUGUGCUGUGAGGCUGUCCAUAGGGAAACACUAUUAUGCAUUCUCAGUAACUGCUCAAUCUAUGCAAGCCUUCCCUGUGUGCCCGGGUGCGUCCCCCAAGCUCUCUGAAGAACUGCUGUGGGUCCUGUUUUCUUCUGCUGACUGUUGAGACCCUUUUUCAUCAUUUCUUUGUCCCUUGUCAUCUUUCCCCUCUUUCACAGUUACAAAGUGAUGUCUGAAAGGAACAGGUUGUUCCUAUGUAGAAACCUGGCACCUUCUAGACUUUUAUAUUUGUAAUCACAUCCAUUGUUCUUAAUCUUAAAGACUUCUCCAGAGUCACUGAAACCAUUGAUUUAUGGAACUACAACAAUAUUGCUCAUGAGUUUAAAGUUUUCUUAUACCACCAAUCAGAAAUAUGUUUGGGGACGUGUGUUGGUGGUAGUGGGGUGCGGUGGGGGGCAACAUGAACCAUUUCCAUACUGCUCCCCAUACCACCUGUGUUGGUUCCUUAUGCAAAGGCCUCCAGCCUUCAUUAAAUUCAGUAAACAAAGCUGUUAAUAAUCUGCUUUAUCAACAUUCUUUCUUCUCAUCUCCCCCCAUUUUAUCUUCAAUUCCGAGGCUAUAGAAUAAACUUUUAAAAAUAUACUCCAGCCAAAGCAGAUUCAGAGAUCCAAUAUGCAAAUGGUUCUGCCGUGACAUAGAUCAGAAAUUGUCCAUUUCUUAAUAUUUGGGGGCAGGGGUGUGUGGAGGCAACAAAACUGAAUUACGCAUAUUUCUGAUUGGUCAGUCAGUUUAUCCUCUUUCCUCUUGCAUAUUUUGGGGGCUAGAGGGAAGAGGUCCCAGGUUUCUUCUCAUGCCCUUUGGGGAAGCUGAUGAUCACAGUCUGGGCAUUUCUCACUGUUACUCCUAUUCAAGAGAGGGCUUCUCAGUCUGCACUGAAAAAUGCAAAUUAAACUGGAUCUUUAUGUCAAUGUGUACAUAGUACAAGCUUUUUUACUGGAAGUGAGGUUUAAAACCACAUACUGCCCUUUUGGUGGUGUGCCUGCUGGGCCAAAAAUUGGGUGAUAAUGUAGUGUCACUUUCUCAGCUCAAUGAAGUUUCUACUUUUUCUUAUGGGAAAAUUUUUCAUAAAACCUUUUUUCACCAAAACCCAGGGGUGUUUUUUGCAAUAUCCUUGUUUUCCUUGUAGUGGUGCCAAGACAGAGGCUUCUCUGCCCUUUUCCUCCUGUGUUCUCAGGCCUCCCCAGAACUGUUUGACUCAACAGUCUGCAUCCUUUGUUGUGCUUUGGAGAAUUUAGGGGUGGGGGUCAGAGUUCAAGGUGGCUGUUCCCUUUUCCUGUGAACUCCUCCUAGUCCCUGUUAGGGGAAGGUUGCUGGAAACAGGUUUUUGCUGAAUCUCUGGCUCAGAUCUUCUAGCCAGGAAAGGCAAGAGCCCCUGUGAGCCUUCUUUUUUGACACACUAAUCAUUGGCCAGUGGUCUUGGUAACAAUUUUUUAAAUCCCAAAUAGUUUUAUUUGGAUUAUGUAAAAGUCUAUCAAAUUUAUUUAAGUGUGAAACAUGGGAACAACGGACUUCCACUGAGCGAUAUGAAAACGUUACAGGUUCAGUACUUCCAAAGGAAGAAACCUCCAAACCCAAAAAAGAAUAAAUAUGAAUUUGUAUUUUUGAAGAAUGUGAAAUAAUGGUGUUUGCUUAAUUGCUCAUUUUGUAUAAACUUAAUAUUGUACUUUAAA
Cynocephalus volans (Philippine flying lemur) is the source of this 7567-nucleotide messenger RNA. RefSeq names its product metal regulatory transcription factor 1 (gene MTF1). The transcript is spliced from 11 exons. Gene Ontology annotation, biological process: positive regulation of transcription by RNA polymerase II. The record is from RefSeq and is a predicted model, not a curated record. NCBI's taxonomy places the organism in Eukaryota, Metazoa, Chordata, Mammalia, Dermoptera, Cynocephalidae. Gene Ontology annotation, molecular function: RNA polymerase II cis-regulatory region sequence-specific DNA binding; DNA-binding transcription activator activity, RNA polymerase II-specific. Gene Ontology annotation, cellular component: nucleus. Bases 117 to 2372 code for a protein of 751 amino acids.